UUGAAAGCUUUUGUACGCAAGCGCAGCUUAGCUAGUCUUCUUCCCCCGCCCCGCGUCUCACUGUCCAUGUUCUUUGUUCUGGCAACAGAGAGAGUGGUUGCUGUGUUGGUGUAGCCGCGGCUGGAAUAAUGGGGCUCGGGUCGAAUUGUUCUGUGCGAACUGAAUGGGUUGUAGCAGUCUCUCUUGCUGCUGGAGCAGCAGCUGUUGGGUAUCUUGCUUACAAAAAACUUCUUCAUAAGGACAAAUGCUGCAAGGCAAUGGUAAAUCUCCAUAUCCAGAAAGACAAUCCUAAGGUAGUUCAUGCAUUUGAUAUGGAAGAUUUGGGAGAUAAAGCUGUGUACUGCCGAUGUUGGAGGUCAAAUAAGUUCCCGUUUUGUGAUGGAUCUCACACAAAGCAUAAUGAUGAAACAGGAGACAACGUUGGGCCCCUGAUUAUCAAGAGAAAAGAUGCAUAAACAGUAAAUGAUUUGGAUACCAUGAAACAUGACCUUGUCACAGUGCUUCUGCUCACCUGUACUUCGUGUAAAACAGAGGUCUUGAGUCAUUUCACUGAAAUUUUUUUAGGUGUGGUAUACAGUAUGCUGCAACAUAUGUAAUUCAUGGUGUUUGCCUUGCUGAAACACUACAUUGUAUAUGUUAGGAAUGAAUAUCUGUGGCUUGAUUUUUUUUUUUGUAAAGUGUACAUUCUCAUGAAGUGUAAAAAACCAAACCCUUAGAAUGUACUCUGAAUUCUGUAUUGAAAAUGAUACAUUAAAUUAUUUUCAAAUAUG
Hemicordylus capensis (graceful crag lizard) is the source of this 770-nucleotide messenger RNA. It is a transcript of the gene CISD1, whose product is annotated as CDGSH iron sulfur domain 1. The coding region runs from base 129 to 455 and encodes 108 amino acids. NCBI's taxonomy places the organism in Eukaryota, Metazoa, Chordata, Lepidosauria, Squamata, Cordylidae. Gene Ontology annotation, biological process: regulation of autophagy. Gene Ontology annotation, cellular component: intracellular membrane-bounded organelle; mitochondrial outer membrane. Gene Ontology annotation, molecular function: 2 iron, 2 sulfur cluster binding. The record is from RefSeq and is a predicted model, not a curated record. The transcript is spliced from 3 exons.